AUGCAACAGUACGGAGCUAAUGACUUUGGUAAUAGUAGCACAUAUCGUGGUCAGUUUUCGAAUGCUAACAGCUUAUGUCGUAAUGGGAGUCUUGUGGAUUCGAAUUAUUCCGCUCUGACAACAAUUUUCCACCGUAGAUCAAAGCAGUACAAUAAUCGCUUCGGUCAUAAGAAUCAACAAAAUGCUGUCAACAAUAAUACCAUGGCAAAUAUAAAUGGAAAUUGCAUUGUAAGAAGUGCAAGUCGAGAAACCAGUUCAGCAUCCGCGGGUAGUGUUAUUUCGGGCGAUCCAGAUGAAGAUGGCUUUUUAUCAGGAUCAGGGCUAGAAAUCGAAUCUGAUGAUUUGCGCUGUAUGGAAAGGCGAAGCGUCGCAUUGAUGACUGAAAAAGAGUCGAUUCGCUCCAUAAGUACCCAGACAGUUGAUGAUGCGAACUCAGACCUAUUAUUGGCUAUGUGCAAAAUGAAGCGUUCACAACGAGUUGAAGCUAUUGCAGAGGUGAUUCAAUGCUUGAAUGCUUAUGAGCAAAGAUACAUAGGAUCAUGCGUAGAAACAGCUGUACGUUCAAAGUCAUUGUAUCUUCGUCAGUAUGAAUUGCGCUACAAUGAUGCUUAUUUUUUACAAAAUUUCGUAGAAUCGGCAUCAUACAGUCGACUUCUUGAACUUGCCUUUCCGAUAUUGUGUCUUUUGCAUUGUACGAAUCGCCCAGCAGCUACCGCAUAUAUGCGGCUAAUAGAGCGGCUGUACGAUGAACUUAUUGCUGCAUUUGUCAACAAAUCGUCUCUCGAAAAGGAGGAAAUGCUAGAUUCGUUGCUUAUGGUGGUUUCCGCAGCACAACAUCAUGCAGCUUUUUCUGUGGAACAUAAAAUCAAGCUUGAAAAUAUUCGAACAUACUUGGAAACUUUGUCUCCUCAACCAUCUGCUCCGAUUGAGAAACAGAAUUGUGAAGCUUCUACAUCCGAAAAUGACGAUGUACCGGUUGUCAUAUCUCGUUUAGAUGCUGAAGUUACGAAUGACGAUUCUUCUCCGAAUAUAUUUUCAAUAUUGAUAGAAUGGAGUGAUAUGAAAACAUCAUAUAUUGUUAGAACGGCCGAUCAAAUUGCUGAUUUGCAUAAUCGUUUGUUGGAUAGUUUCCCGAGUGAAGCAGGAGCUCAAACGGGAAAUCCCCGCGUUCUCCCUUAUCUCAAUCGUUCACAACCUAAUUCUAUUUUGGGCUACAUUCGUGCACUGCCAGAUCUCCCAGCUCGUGUCUUGGUUUGCCCGAUAGUGCGUGAUUUCUUUUAUCCAUCCCGAUUAGAAAGCUCUUCACUUUUUUCGGCUCCUCAGUCACUGAUAUCGCGUUCUUUGCCUUCUCUUAUUGAUUUGAAAAAGCCGCCAACAAGCAGUAAUACUCAUUUACCGUUCAACCCACUCUUGACCGAAGCACCUGUAUGUCAUCCUUCAUUAUCUGUUACAUUUUUACCCGUAACAACUGUUUGUUCUGCUGGUAUGAUGGGUUGUACUAGUGUAGCCUGUCCACCAUUUUCAUUAACAAACGUACCUCCACCACCCCGUGGUCCACUUUUAUCACUGGGACGGCCGCUCUCCCUAUUAGCUACUACAGCUAAUGUCCCAGCUUAUCCAUCACCGCUUUCACUACCUCCAAAUCCCAAUGGGUUAUCAUGUUGCAACUGUGCUGGUCGUCAUCCAUUUGCAUAUUGUACUCAGCCAACAAUGCUACAAAUUAUCGCAAGUGGUGAAUAUAGGAUUGAUUAUAACAAUAUGACGACGAGUAUGAAUUCGACGACUCUGCCAUCCGAGGUGACGGGAAGUGUUGCAUCAGUCAAUAAUUCCAUUUCACCAAUAUCGGCAAAUUUUUCCACACCAUCACUGGCUCCAAAUUCAUAUUGA
This is a messenger RNA of Acanthocheilonema viteae, 1887 nucleotides long. NCBI's taxonomy places the organism in Eukaryota, Metazoa, Nematoda, Chromadorea, Rhabditida, Onchocercidae. The record is from the annotation of a GenBank genome assembly.